Striga asiatica is the source of this 387-nucleotide messenger RNA. The record is from the annotation of a GenBank genome assembly. NCBI's taxonomy places the organism in Eukaryota, Viridiplantae, Streptophyta, Magnoliopsida, Lamiales, Orobanchaceae.
AUGUGGAAUUUUACUGACGAUCAAUCACAAGCGAGCACCUCCAAACGCAGGUUUUCCGGUAAUCAAUAUCGGGGUCGUGAAGCUCUGAUGUUUUCCCUGGGCCGUCAACAAGCCGCUUUGGGAUUGGAAUUGAUACCUCGGUUUGACAGCCUGCAAAGGCAUCGGGGAUUUGGGGAGACCAGAUUCAAUAUUUCUCCUCUUCGGUAUCAGAACUUUCAGGACGAUACUAUUAGCGGAUUACUCCAGUGCCCCCACUUUCAUGGCUCCUGCCCGCUUCUCAUUAUCAGAUUGGGGCCGAUAAGGGGAUCGCAACUCGCGGUUAGAGACUGGAUCUUUCCAACUGUCAAAGGAAUAGCACUUCCAACAGUGCCUUAUGAAAUGGCAUAA